This is a messenger RNA of Micromonas pusilla CCMP1545, 2961 nucleotides long. RefSeq lists its product as uncharacterized. The coding region runs from base 1 to 2961 and encodes 986 amino acids. Lineage: Eukaryota; Viridiplantae; Chlorophyta; Mamiellophyceae; Mamiellales; Mamiellaceae. The transcript has a single exon. Gene Ontology annotation, biological process: error-free translesion synthesis; error-prone translesion synthesis. Gene Ontology annotation, molecular function: deoxycytidyl transferase activity; DNA-directed DNA polymerase activity. The record is from RefSeq and is a predicted model, not a curated record. Gene Ontology annotation, cellular component: nucleus.
AUGGACGUCUCCCCUCGGCACGUCGUCUUCGGCUCCUCCGUCGGAAGCGUGUACGUCUUCGAACGACGCGACGAGCGCGGGCGCCCGCGCGAGCCGGGCGCGGGGGACGACCUCGCGGAGGGGCCCGCAAAGUUCGCGGAGCGGUUCAUGGUCGAGAACGCAGAGAACGUCUCCGCGAUGGUCCCCGUGGUCGGCGUCAAGGUGAACCCGCAGGGCACGCGCGUCGCCAUCGCGUUCGACGGCGGCGAAGUCGUCGUCUCGCAGUUUAACGGCGCGAAACCGCACGGCGCGAAGACGCCGCGGGGAGAGGAAAGGCUCACGUCCGGGAGGUACGACACGGGGAUGCCGGAGGCGCACAAGGGGAGCGUGUUGACGACGCUGGCGUGGAACGCGGCGGGCGAUCGAUUGAUUUGCGGCGACGAAAACGGCGCGGCGUCGAUAAUCUUCCUCGCCCCCGAGGGGAAAGCCGCGAGGGUCGUUCGGUUCGAACACCCGAUCGUCCAGGCCGGGUUCCUGGAUCACGGCGACGAUACCGAGACGGACGCCGCGGCGAUCGUGUCCACGACCGCGCAGCUGCACGUCGUCAAGAGGAAGGCGGCGAGCGAGGACGACGGAUCGAAGUUCAAUCUCGAGGCGUUCGCGGUCGGCAGCAAGCCUCGCGCCGGCGGGUUCGGCGGCGCGGCGCACGCGCGCGCGAAGAUGGGCGUCCCGGAGGGGCUGAACCUCGCGGCGCUCGACGCGACGUCGAAGUCGAAGUCGACGUCGGGAUCGGGAUCGGACGCGUGGUUUUUCGGCGCUCGCCCGGGCCGACGGCUGUGGCUGUGCCGCGCGUCGACCGACGACGCCGGCGGCUUCGACGCGACCGUCGUCGCGACGCUUCGACCGUCCGUCCUCGACGCGACGCCGUGCCCGACGUCCUCGACGUUCACCGCGCGCGUCCCGAAGAAGUGGGAGUUCGGGAAGCUCCUUCCGUUGGGGCCGUGCGUGUUGUCCGCGUCCGACCGAGCGCUCGCGGUGAUUGAUUUCGUCAGCGCGACGGUGCUGGCGUGGUACCCGCUCGAAGGCCGAGCCGCGGCGGGGGACAUGGGCGGCGGCGACGUCAUGGGGUCCAUCACCGCGCUGUGCGCGGUGGGGCCGAGGGCGUUCGUGCUCGGGAGCGAGGGUGGGGUGUGGUGUCUGCAGGGACCGGUGGAUCCGGAAGGGGUCGUGCACGCCGCCGCGGGCGCGGCGGCGCGCGCGAACGUCGUCGCCGCGGAGAACGACCCCGGCGCGGUGGCGGGCUUGACCGAGGACGCGCGAGCGUUGUUGAUCGACGAGGGGUAUCACGUGGCGCGGAUCGCGGCGAGGUUUGGGAUCGAAGCGCCGGCGGCGCGGGCGGACGUCGUCGCGGAGGAGCCGGCGACGUCGGCGGCGGAGACGACGACGGCGACGGCGGCGGCGGAGGCGGGCGGCGAGGACGAGAGCUUCCCCGUUCCCGCGUCGCCGGAGCGGGGCGCGAAAUCUUCCCCCGAGGCGCCGGACGCGGCGGAGGAGGAGCUCGCGGCGGCGAUCGCGCCCGUCGAGAUCGCGGCGGAGACGACGGGGGCGAGCGCCGCCGUGGAAGCGCCGGCGGCGGUCGUCGAAGAAGAGAAGACUCCCGCGGCGGUCGCGGCGAAGGACGAGGACGACGUCGGGAUCAUCACGCGGAGACGAAACGCGGAGAAGAACAGGAAGAAGAAAGAUAAGAAGAAGAACAAGCGCGUCGUCCGGUUGGAAGAGCCGUCGCCAGAGGCGCCCGCGGCGGCGGCGCCGGCUUCUCCCGAGAAGCCUCCGACGCCGCCCGUCGACGUCUUCGCCGCGCCCGCGCCGGCGUCGUCUUCCUCUCCAGAAGCUCUCGACGAGGAAGUCGCCGCGAUCAACACAACAAUCGCGGAGCUCUCCGUCAAAGCAGACGCCGCCGCGGCGGCGGCGUCGGCGACGCUCGCGGCCCCGUCGUCAUCGUCGUCAUCGUCGCCGCCGCCGCCGCACCACGACGUCUUCGCCGGCGUCGUCGUCUACGUCGACGGCGUCGCGAAUCCGCCGUGGUCGGGCCUGAAAGACCUCGUCGUCGCGAACGGCGGGACGUUCGCGGACGCGUACUCGUCGUCGCGCGUCACGCACGUCGUCCGCGUGAACGGCGGAGGGAAGACGAGAUCGACGACGACGACGACGAGCGGCCGAGCGGUGAAGCCCGAGUGGGUCACGAGCAGCGUCGCCAUGGGGAAGGCGCUGCCGCGCGACGCGUUCGAGCUGUCCGACGACGAGGACUUCUUCGACGCUGAGACGGAGGCGGAGCCCGCGGCGGAGGCGGAAGCGGAGGCGGAGGCGGAGGCGGAGGCGGAGGCGGAGGCGGAGGCGGAGGCGGAGGCGGAGCCCGAGGCGGCGCGAGAACCGUCGCCGGCGCCGCGGUCGCCGCCCGAGCCGACGUUCGACGGCGCGUCUCCCGUAGAAUCGAUCGCGAUCGAGGCGGCGACGUCGAAGAACGGCGGGGAGAUCGACGACGCGAUCUUCGCGACGCUCGAGCGCGACGGCGGCGCGAACGCCGCGACGGCGAACGGCGGCGGCUUCGGGAGCUCGCCGCUCGAGUCGCCGCUGCCGUUCGGCGCGGCGAUGGCGUCGCCGCCGACGUCGUUUUCAUUCGGCGGCGACGGCGGCGGCGACGAGAGGUUCUCCUCCCCGCCGCGUUCGACUUCGUCGUCGCGACCGGCGCCGCUCGCGUCGCCGCAGGCGACGAAGUCGAACGCGAUGACGCCGCCGCCCGCGGACUCAUGGAGCGUCGAUUUCAUGCCGCGGUGGUUGGGCGGCAUCCUCGGCUGCGACGGCUGCGGACCCGCGGGCCGAACGUCCAAGGAGACGACGACGGCGGACGCGUCGGGGGUCGGGGUGGGCGAGUCAGUGGAGCUGCCUCUGACGCCGCGCUCCGAGGAGACGUUGAAGUUGUGA